AACCAACAGCUCAAAGUUUACCGGACACGUUUCUCCUAUUCAUCAAUAUCCCCAUUGAGUAUCAAAGCCAAUUUAUGACUGGCCAACAUGUGCACGUGAUCCCAUACAAAUACCCCAUAUUUGGGCAGCGCGCGUCGGAUCAAGAAUUAAAAAAACAGAUACCAAAGCCUACUCCACCUAUAAAUCCUGGAUUAUUUUUUUAGGGCAGACAGCUCUGAAUUUUCCAAAAGCGGCUACAAAGAAAAGCAAUGAUCAACAAAAACAGGGAAAUAAGCGCAACAUACAUCCCGCAACCCUCUCUAGUUUAAAAAGAAAGUAUCGCUGGCAGCUCAAAAUGAGCUCUUAUGUUGACAGCUCCAAUCUCAGGCAAACGAGCGAGACAACUUCUGCUAACACUAUGUUUAGUUUCGAUCUAUCUGGGCGCAGGUCCAGCUGCUAUGAGGAUGUUAAUGUGAACGGGAUAUUCACUUGUCCCGUCCCUACGACCUCUGUUGAACGGGAGGAGAUGAAAACUAGCCUGCGUGGCAAUACGGAUACUCCUCUCCCGUCAGGACCACAGAUAACCAUGGUCUCCAGUAGCUCGUCCGUGGACGCAAGCGGGCUCAGCUACGGCAGCAGCCCGCUGCUGGGACGAGGGGCAGACAGGGACCCGGAGAGGAGCGCAAAAUCCGGCGGCAACAAGAGCCAAGAGAGCGAAAGAAACGCGGAGAACACGCAAUCGGUGAAACGAAACACAAAUGUGAACCAGCGUCAGGACAGUGAGCAGCGGCCACAGAUUUAUCCAUGGAUGACAAAACUGCACAUGAGCCACGAAUCGGAGGGUAAGCGGUCCAGGACCAGUUACACCCGCUACCAGACUCUGGAGCUGGAGAAAGAGUUUCACUUCAACCGGUACCUGAGCCGCCGCAGGCGCAUAGAGAUCGCCCACACCCUGUGUCUAAACGAGAGGCAGAUCAAAAUCUGGUUCCAGAACAGGCGAAUGAAGUGGAAGAAGGACUCAAAGAUCAAAGUGAAGGAGUAACAGUGCUCCAGUGAACGGGGUGCAUGCAGCACGUUUUCAGCCCCACACUGCACAGUGCUGGAGUGCCGCCUGACCUCCGGAUGAACUGCUAGGAGCAAUGACAUCAUGACACCGCUCUGUGUGCUUCAUCACCAAUUAUGUGUCACUUGCUGCAGUUUGGGACCUAAUGUAUUGAAUAUCACUCACUUUGAUCAAUCGGUUUACAUUUCUAAAUUAAUUUGCUGCCCAUGCGAUGAUAACCUCACUUUACUGCACGAAGGGGACAAGAGGUUGAGGGGAGCUGGGUCCUUCACGCUGCAAGGCUUUGGUCUGCAGUGCACAGAAAAGGCUGCACAACGCUACUAAUAAUCUAUGUUUUUAAUUAGGAUAAGAGUAGUGGAGGAUGGGUGACAGCAUGCAUAAUCAUUUCCAACUCUAUAUCAUCAUGGUUCAGAUCAACGAAUCAAAUAAAGACAAAAAAAUAAUCCUGGCUGCUUUGGAAACCAUAAAGACCAUGAUCUGUCCUGUAACAGCUCAACUUCCCUCCAGUAAAAAGCUACGUUCCCACCUCUUCCCCUUCUCUUUUUUAAGAUGACCCUCUAAUAUGUUGCAGUGCAAAGUUAGGAAGUGGUUGGAUGUGUGAUGUGUCUGUUAGUGAGUGGAUUUUCUGUGAAGGCACCAUCCAUGUUGUCUGUCAUAAUCCUUGUGAAUCGAAAUCUUUCUGUAUAAUUCAGCGACUGUGUGUGAUGAUAUCUGUGAUGUGCAAUGAAGCCAUUCCUCCUCUCCUUUGUAAACUCACGGUGCCUGGUUUACACAAGGCCUAGAAUAACUGAUAGAUGGCUCAUGUGUUGAUUGUAACCAAUAAAGUCUCAUAAUUAAAAGUGGGAAAAUUU
Molecule: messenger RNA, 1893 nt
Organism: Seriola aureovittata
Lineage: Eukaryota; Metazoa; Chordata; Actinopteri; Carangiformes; Carangidae
Gene: hoxc5a
Product: homeobox C5a
Exons: 2
Coding region: 335-1021 (228 amino acids)
Biological process (GO): regulation of transcription by RNA polymerase II; anterior/posterior pattern specification
Cellular component (GO): nucleus
Molecular function (GO): DNA-binding transcription factor activity, RNA polymerase II-specific; RNA polymerase II cis-regulatory region sequence-specific DNA binding
Source: RefSeq, a predicted model, not a curated record